AUGCCAUAGUAGUGCCCACAUGCUUUCUUUCUGUCUCACCUUCCCUCCCCCUCUCUCUAGUCUCUCUCUUGGAUCCAAGAACAAGCUUUGCAUCUUGCACAACUGUUGAUUGAUGGAUUUCUUCCUUCGAUAUAAAUCACUUUGAUCUCCCUUGGGUGAUCUUGGAAAAAAAACCUUUUUGAGGCAAUCUUCCUUUCCAGUGUAUUGUGGAGCACUUUCUGGUGUAUAGCCUAGCUUGCUUGUGUGCUGUUCUUGAGUGGAAUAAAGGUAGAGCAUGCAUGUGGCUUUGGAUAGGUAGGAUGUGGUGCAUGCAGCUUUGAGCUUUGGUGAUUACUGCUAGCUAUCCCCUACUUUCGGCAUCAAGAUUCAAGAAAGAUCAGCGCCAAAAGUCCUGUCCUGUAAUUAUUAGGAGCUGCAUUGUAGUGGGAGGGAGAUUCUAUCCUUGGCUGGCUGUCUCUUCCUUCCUCAUAGCUGUCCUUACUUUGGCACUGGAUCAAAGAUCAACAAUCCUGUUUCCCAAUAGAAAAACGGAACCAGGGACAAGCUCAAGACUCAGGAGGCAGCAGUUUUCCUCAAGAAUCUGUUUGGGACAAGAGAUUAAGGCCAAAAGGAGCUCUAGAUACAACAAUCAUAAGCUUCUUCUCUGGAGAUGAAGCUUCACUGAAGAAGAACAAUCUCUUCGUUUCUUUGCAUGGGGAAAGAGGCUCAUGUAAUGCUCCCUUUGGAGAAACUGAGCUUGGAGCUCCCCAAUGGUGGAAUCGUACUUGGUCAUGACAAGGACAUUUCUACAGUGCAAGAGGAGAUUUCAGCUCUGAGAUCACGGCAGCGGCAUCUCAACCGGAGAAGAAGAGAGGCGCUGGACAAGCUCAUAGACCUGAAAGGGAGUAUCAGAGUGUUCUGCCGGGUCCGGCCGUCGAUUUCAACCAGCAACUUCAAGAUCAAAUCACCAGUAACUGUCGAGCAAGAGAAGAUCGCAGUUCAAGCAGUGGGGAUCAAGAAAGACUUCAAUGUUGAUAGGGUGUUUGACCAGGAGUCAACCCAAGAUGAUGUUUUCCAUGAGGUAAAGCCGAUCCUCAGAUCUGCACUUGACGGGCACAAUGUCUGCAUCCUCGCUUUUGGCCAGACUGGGACAGGGAAGACCUAUACAAUGGAAGGAACUAAUGGUAAUCUUGGUGUCGUGCCUCGAGCGAUUCAAGAACUGUUUUCUCAUGCUGCUCAAGAUAGUUCAUCCACAUAUGCUUUCUCCAUAAGCAUGCUUGAGGUCUACAUGGGAAGUCUCAGGGACUUGUUGGCACCAAGGCAGACUCUCUUCAAACCCACGGAAUGCAAUACAACUAAUCUCAGCAUACUGGCGACCAAAAGUGGUGCAGUCGAAGUUGAGGGGCUCACCGAUGUCCUGAUAGCGGACCUCAAGAAAGCCAACCAGUGGUACUGCAGAGGACGGCGAUCCCGAUCAACAUCCUGGACAAAUGUCAACAAUGUCUCGAGCAGAUCACACUGCUUGACAAGAAUUACCAUAAGGAGAUGUGGAGGUGCCACUGAAGAAGUCAGCAAGCUCUGGCUUGUCGAUCUUGGUGGGAGCGAGCGGUUGCUGAAGACUGGUGCAUCCGGUUUGACAAUGGAUGAGGGUAAGGCCAUAAACCUCUCUCUGUCAGCCCUUGGAGAUGUCAUCGCUGCACUAAGGAGAAAGAGAAGUCAUGUUCCUUACAGAAACAGCAAGCUUACGCAGAUUCUCAGUGAUUCUCUUGGUGAUGGCUCAAAAGUUCUGAUGGUAGUGCACAUCAGUCCUUGUAAGGACGAUGUUGGCGAGACAAUCUGUUCACUGGGCUUUGCAAAAAGAGCCAGGUUAAUAGAAUCCAGCCGAGAGCUUUCAGAGGACUUGAAGAUCCUAAAGCAGAGGCGGCUCUCAGAGCUUGACAAGGAAAUAUGCGAUGCUGAGAAAGAGCUCAAAGAUCUGAAUGAACAAAUAAGGAGCGCCGAGAACUCACUUGCAGAGAGGAAGAAGAUCUUGCCAUCUGUCUGUCAGGCUCUCAGCGACGAGAAGGGGUCGCCGAGAAGCACUCUGGUGGUAGGGCGCAUUGAUGCUGCAGACAGUCCUCAGCCACCUGAGAAGGCGAAGAGCAGGGUGUCUCAUGGCUCAGUUCCUCACUUCAUGUCCCCAACUGUGUGCAGCCAGACAAGACACGGUGUAGCAAGAGAUUAUGUCAGUAAACCGAGGCUGACAAAAUCAGUAAGCAGGUAUCCUGCUGAGCUCAGUGGAAGUCAGUCAUUAAGCCACUCCAGCUCCAAGAACGUAGCCAAGGCUAGGUCUGUGGCAUUCUCAUCCGGUGUGCCUAUGUCGAAGUGCUUGCCAGUAAAAUUUGAUCAGAUCAACAUGAGCAGCAAUAGCAUUGAUUCAACGGCAGCGUCAGUGCCUCAGCGAAGAGAAAGCUUCAUUUCCAGGCCGGUUCAGAGAGUCCCACUACAUCAGCACAGGAGAAGGAUGUCAUGCUUCACAUGACUGCACUUACAAAAAUACAAAUUGAAUAGCUCUGAUUUUGACUUGUUUGGUAGUGAAAUGUUUGGAAAGAUGUUUGGGGUUUUACAUCCGUUUGAUAGUUUGUUUGCUAACUUCACAGAUAUGUGGUGUCUGUAAUUACUGGAGGGCCUUUCCUUUGCUGUUUAGGUUUGGAUUGGAAGGGCGGAAGGAUGUGAGGGAUAUGGUAAAUGCAACUGUAAUUGGAUUUAAUUUAACUAAUGUGUUUGAUUGCUCUG
Brachypodium distachyon (stiff brome) is the source of this 2754-nucleotide messenger RNA. RefSeq names its product kinesin-like protein KIN-14O. Lineage: Eukaryota; Viridiplantae; Streptophyta; Magnoliopsida; Poales; Poaceae. Gene Ontology annotation, molecular function: microtubule motor activity; ATP binding; microtubule binding. The coding region runs from base 692 to 2500 and encodes 602 amino acids. Gene Ontology annotation, biological process: microtubule-based movement. The record is from RefSeq and is a predicted model, not a curated record. The transcript has 12 exons.